AUGUUUCGUCAAGUUAAAAAAAACUAUGGUAGCAUUAUAAGGAAUGAAUUCUUUACAAAAAAACGAUCAAUUAAAUCAAUUAAAAUAAUAAAAUCAUUUCGUUUUUAUUCUACAACAAAUUCAUCUUUACAAUCUAAUAAUAAUCAAAAUAUUGCAAAUAAUAUUAAUGACAAUCCAAAUCCCAAUUCUGAUUUAUACGAGGCUUUCGAACCAUUAACUGAUAAUAUCGAUUUAUCAUCAUCAUCUACUGUUGCAGGAGAUAAUAUAUCAGUAUUAACUGAAACAGCUAUGAAAAUUGGCGACCUGAAAGCAUUGGGAUUGGUGAACUCUACACCAGUAGGAUUUAUUGAAGGAUUACUAGAAACAUUACAUGUUACAUCAGGUUUAUCAUGGUUUUCAACAAUAGUAGCAGCAACAUUUUUAUUACGUAUGGCAUUUUUACCUUUUUUAAUCAGUUCACAACGUCAUGUUGCAAAAUUUCAGAAAAUUCAACCGGAAUUCAACGCACUGAAUGACCAAUUAAAAAUUGCUAAAGAAUCAAAUAAUCCAGCAAGGUCAUUAGAAUUAAAGAUGGAAAUUAUUGAUUUGUAUAAAAAACAUAAUGUUAGCCCAUUUAAAGGCCUACUAACUGCACUUGUUCAAGCACCAACGCUACUUUGUUUUUUUUUGGCUUUAAGAAAUAUUUCCAAAGCUGAUGUACCAGAUCUUAAAAUUGGCGGUAUCUUAUGGUUUCAAGAUUUAUCUUCACCUGAUCCUUACUACGUUUUACCUGUCCUUGCUACUGCAAGUUUCUUUAUUGGAUUGAGGACAGCACCUGCUAGUUCUCCAAAUUUAAAAUAUGCCAAUUUUUUCCGUGCAUUGACUUUAGUUUCACUUCCAAUUGGAAUUACAUUACCUUCAGCAAUAAUAGUACAUCUUAUCAGCUCAACAGUAAUUGGUACAUUACAAACAAUAAUAUUAAACAAUGAAGAUUUUCGACGUAGUGUUGAUUUACCAGUACUUGAAAAACAACCAAAAGAUCUCUUUGAUGCUAAAAGCAUUGCCACUUAUAAUCCACAGAAAAAAAAUCUAAAGGGUCGGAAAGUUUAUCCUAAUAAUAACAGUGAUUCAAAGUUGGAAAAAUAA
This is a messenger RNA of Entrophospora candida, 1125 nucleotides long. The record is from the annotation of a GenBank genome assembly. Lineage: Eukaryota; Fungi; Glomeromycota; Glomeromycetes; Entrophosporales; Entrophosporaceae.